This is a messenger RNA of Acanthamoeba castellanii str. Neff, 318 nucleotides long. RefSeq lists its product as uncharacterized. The record is from RefSeq and is a predicted model, not a curated record. The transcript has 2 exons. Bases 1 to 318 code for a protein of 105 amino acids. NCBI's taxonomy places the organism in Eukaryota, Discosea, Longamoebia, Acanthamoebidae.
AUGUUCGUAGCCCUCCCUCGUCGGCCCAACGCUCCAAGGACCCUCACACUCAGGUUGGCGCCUGUAUCGUCAACCAGGACAAGGGCAUCUCCUCAUCUCUUGUUCGCCUACCACAAGACCAGCAUCGACCGGCACAUCGACGUCCUAGUCACUUCCUGUCUCGCUGUGCAAGAACGUCUCAUGACGUCGGUGUCCUUGGACGAGAGGAACCGCUGUGUUUUGACCCACAAGGUCUUUGGCGGUUGCGCGACGGACGCCGCAGCCACCAACCAGCCCAAGACGAGGAAGAGGCAGAGGACCGAGGCCCCCAUUUCGUGA